GAGUGAUUAUCGUGGUAUUCUGUCAAUACCACCUCAUCAAUCUGGAGUUUUUCUUCGCCUUACACCAUCACAGCCAGAAACAAAGGACCAGGACGACUCACCUUCCACUGUCAUGCAAGGGACCAGUUUGGUGAGACUAUGAAUCUUGUCCACCUGACAGCCGACCAGGAUACAUAUUGGUUGCUUUCAUGUCAACUCAGCUCAAAAGGGCACCUCUGUGGUGCUGUGCCUUGCCGGAACUCAUCACUGGGGUUUCACAAGCAGAUGCUUUGUGUAACGCCAGCCUCCGCACUCGAUAUUCUCCGAAUCUGUCUCCCUCCCUUCAGUCGUAAACAUCGGUUCGAUAGGCUGUCACACAUGUAACCAUGAACAACGGCACACUGAGCGAGAAUCCUUCCCGUAAGUAAAGAAAACCGUAAUGAUCGAAGCAUUCGUGAUUAGCGCAGUCACAGGUGCAAGCUUCGUGUGUUGCCUUAUUUGCCUACUUGCUCGUGCUAGCUCAGAUUUAUCUCAAAAUGGUCCAUUGAUAGGAUCAAAGCUCAAACAACGAACGAGUUGGAUCUCCACGUGCGAGUUUAACAGCGUGGGUAGAAACGUUGGACGAUCUCCUUAGGGCAUGCACUAGCUACUCCACGCUGAUGAUCCCAGCAGCCCGGCAUUGUCUUCAGCGACGCUUAUUCGUGGUACGCCCGAACAGAAACAGAACUGAGAGAAGGAAUGCAGUCAUUUUGCAUGCACACGGUCCCGUGAUCGUCGCCAGCAUUGUCUCGUUGAAUUUCUCAACCGCCAACGACAGAGCACAAUCAGGGUAAGAAUGCAUCACCGCCAGGUCGAGUGACAUCAUCAGCCGGCGAGACCGAUAGACUGGAUGAGCGCGUGUGUGCUUGAGCCCCAAAGUCGUCGAUGGGCCAUCAGCCAGUUGCGACGACGGAGGCCUGAACAGCGCGGUUUGAGUCAUCCGUGGCGGCGGCUCAGAGACAUCUAUAGGCGUGCCACGCUGCCGAUAUUCUCCAUAUCCUGCGCUGUCGGCAGCCGUUGUCAGCGCUGUUGUCAUUCUGUUUCGUUGUUCUGCGCGAAUGGAAAUAGAAAUCCAGGGUUCCACAGUGCCUUUUGAUAGCGGGGCGCCAGGGUGCAAGGGACCAGGACCAGGGCCUGAACCGUGGACACACAUCGUGGCCUCGUACGGCUGGGGCAAGGAAAGUUGCCAGAGAGCACGAUGCCACUUUGACUAAAAUGGACAAUCAUUUGGACGUGCGUGCCUUGUUUGGCCGCUAUUGAGCCUUGACCGUUGUUAAUCAGGCCUUGAAGCAUCCAGGGUACAAAAGCCCAUCUAUUGUUCCUGGUGUUCUGCGAUGCAUUGAUGCCAGCGGGCCUCAACUUAAACGGCAUUCAAACCCCACGAAGCCUCGGCGUUUAAUCGUCAAUCAUUGCAGCCCCAGCUCAUGGACUAACGUCAAGCGGCGCCACGAACAGUGAAGUGACCCCCCAAGACCGUAUCUCAUCAGGUGCAGGUGCAGAUGCAGGCGCAGAUGUAGCCUGCAGGCGGUGCGCAAGGGAAACGUCCUAAAGAGACCAAAGGGCCUGGAUCAAUAGCUUGGGUGUCGUGUGACGGUGAGUUGUGAUUCGCUAGAGCCGUCUCGGUGCUUGUUCGCCAUGGUUGCUGCCAGAGACGAUGACUGGCAUUGGCGCUCACUCUAGUCCGGGUCCGGCCCCAUGGGUGGAGGGGUCCUAAAAACCUGUGCGUCACCAUCCCAGAUCAAAUUGGAUCGUCGACUUUUCUAGGCGACACCAAAGGCUCCGGCUUGUACUUUAGACGGUGGGCGAGCACCCACUUCAAUCUGCACCGCCGCUGGCGAACAAAAGACCCUGGACAGUCCGUCUUAAACCUGUGCUUCUCGCGGGGUUUUGUUUCUCUUUGCUUCUUGUCGGUAGACUCCAGCUCACUUGCUAUCCAAUCCAAUCCAAUCCAAUCCGCUUGCUUGCUUGCCCGUACUCUAGUUGUAGAUGGUCUUGUUGCGGUGGAGAUAUCUGCCAACAGGAAUCAUGCCAACAGCGGCUCUUUCGUAACAAGAGGGUUAAGGGAAAGGGGUUACGAGCUUCGUCAUAUCGUCUGUCCAUUUGCUGUCCUAACGUCAGACUCGACUUAUUAUUACUCUUGCGUUCAUCUCUGCAAGCAAACCAUCGUGGUGAUGCUAUCCUGAUAGAGAGCCAAACAAGUCGAGUCAAUGAAGACAAGACAUUGUUGCCAGCCCAGUCUUACAACAUAAACUCCUUACAACAUCUUGUCCAACACACCCCUCCCAUACACCACCCGCCGUUGUCAAUUCUGCAGUCCUUGUCGAAAGAAGCACAGCUCGACACAUACAAUACCCUGCCUUUGCCUUACUACAUACCUACCUUACAUGACGUUGACCCAGCUUCUAUUGCUGUGUAACCCGAGGCAUCACAUCUCAUUUGCAUCAACUGCACUGUCGCUUGUGGUCUCAUGCAUAUGUUCUGCACGUACACAAGGCGACAGAAACAACCGUGUUGCCUCAUUAGACUUUGACCGAGCGGGUUGAAGCAAAACCUAACUUGGUUUAAGGGUUAUAGCUUUGGACGGUGCUUAUCCCAAAUUUGUUUGGUCACGAUCGACUUGACUUGCCAGCCAUCAUUCGUAUCUCAACGACCUCGAGCGUUUGUUCCUGUACCGCUUACAACUGGCAGAAACAAGGUAAACGAGUUCAGAACAGCAAUCACAUAUACGACUCGAAGCAGAAACAUUGAUCCAGACGCAGAUGCAUAUGCAUACGCAUUUGUAGAGCGUGACCAUCUCGAAGGAGAAAAGAAGGCAGAAGCAGGCGAGUCAACGCCGGCGCAGCUGCAACUGCAAGCCCAAGCAAGUGCCUGCAACCCGGCCUCUUUCUUGUUAAGCCAUCACCGAUUCAAGGCUCCUUCUUGUACAUAUUCACACACCCCUCCUCAUAUCCUUCCCUCUCCCCUUAUUCACUAAAUCCAUCUUACUCACAUUUGCUCUGUUUUGCUCCAAUUCACUUCUUGUCGAGUUUCGUCUCGUCCUCUCGGUCUCCAUUUAAAGCCCAGCCCAACCCUCCUCGUUGAUAACGUUCCCCUCCCUUCCCCACCAGCAAACGCGCGACAUCGGUGGCUUGAAGGUACCUUGCAGACUACCUGCACGAUCCCGGUCAUCAAUCAACACCAUGUCAACUCCAUCUCUGUCCGAUGGACAGCUCACGCCGACUGAUACCGAUCCCGACCUUUGUUUCUCUUCAUCAGAAGAUGACCAUGUUUGGCCAACUCCUCAAGAUGUUGUCGAAAUGUCUAUUAUGCUCAAUGGCAGCGCUGUCCCCCUUUCCUGGACUCGGGAAAGUCUCAAAAGACUCCCAAUGGGAACUCGCCCAAUAAAGAUGGUUGGUGAGGGUGCUGCUAAUGUCGUAUUCGAAUUGGGCAUUCCAGAAGGGAACAUGUGGGCAAAUGAUUUCAAAGGUUGGCUUCUUCGUGUUGCCAAAGCUCCUGCGAGUGGUCAGCCAGCCAGGUUCAACUACCUAAAACAGCAAGAAUUCUACGCAAAGCAAAUCACUCCAUUUCUCAAGACACAUGCCAUCCAGCAACGGCUCGUGGUACUUCGUCAUACCAAUAUUAUUCCUCAGCUCAACGCCUUCCUUCGGUCAAUAGAUCAUCAGCGCAAAGAAAAAUUCAGGGGAUCAUUCAUCUCGGAGUCUAACUGGGGCCUUCUGGUGGAAGAUAUGCGAGUAUCUGAACCCAAAAACAGCAUCCUCAUUGAGUUCAAGCCAAAGUGGUUGAAUCAAUCUCCAAGUGCUCCCCAAGGGGCCAUACGAUGUCGGCAAUGCGCCAUGGAACUAUUCAAUUUUCUGCGGGAUCCGAGUCCUUCAAGACAUAGGCCAGAGCAAAAGCCAUGUCCCCUUACACUCGCAAACCCCGAUGCUCCCGCCGAUAUCAGUUCGCCAUUCCGUUUCGCCCCUAAACUUGCUGCACAGGCCAACAAUCCUAUGGUUCGAGAACUCCUUGCAAAGACUGCCGAUCAUCAAGUUAUUCGUGAUCUUCGGUGGCUUCAGAAUCUUUCUGACACCAGGGGACCUCUGCGUGCUGAGAAGGGUGAUCCAAUGUUUAGCUUGGCCAUGACAGUUCGCGAUUGCACAUGUUUCGUCCAGAUGAAUUUGGGUCAUGAUGUGCCUCCCGAACAACGGCUUCGCGUAAGACUUGGUGACUUCGAUCUCAAGGAUACCGACAUAAAGUUCAAACGAUGGACGUCAGCCGAGAAAGAUCUUAUCGAUUCCGGGUGCUACACCGCUGACUGGAUCAUGUGUAACGGGCAAUACUACCACCCUCCUACCAAAUGCCUUCUUGAGUGGACCCGUCGGCGGGAUCGGUUUGUAAAGAUUAUCGGUAUCAAGGACAAAGAUCCUUACCUUCACCCACUCCCCAAUAAAACAGCACAUUUCCCUACGGAAGCCAUGACCAAGCAAGCCCUGGUCUACUGGAUGACAACACAUCCUAUCAAGCUCACGGGACUGCUGGAGCCAGGCAGAAAGGAUAAGCCAAAGGCCGAAGUGUGCCCAUUUCGGAAUGAGCCUCCGUAAGUCUUACACGUCAUAUUUUCAGAUGCCAGCUGGUUCAUCCCUGCUAACACACUGCAGGAAUCUCAUGAAAUGGUUGUCUGAAAGGCCAUAGGCAGACAUCCUUGAGAUCUCACUCGCAAAUCUGCGUACGGAAUCGCAAUUCUCUUUCUAUUUUUGCAUUACAAGGUUGCAUCAGUGCAUCUCAACGACGGCGGGCUCGCAUAGCAUAGCAUGGGUAUGGGCAUGUUUGGUUGCAUCAAUCAGGGGGCGCGGCGUUAGGUUCAAGGUUGUUGUAAGGAAGGGUACUGUUUCCGGUUUGAUAUAUGACGUAUAUUCAUGAUUGGCUGCAUCCGAUACCCAGAUAUAGGAAGGACUACAGUACCUCAAUGUUCGAUAUCCAUCAUUUCUCAAUUGCGGUUCAUAACCCAAACGCCAAACCCCACUUCUAUUGUAAUAUUGUGUAAUCCGUUCUAGACGCCGGCCACGGUGAAACUCAAAAGGCUGCCGAUGGACAACCCAGCCACAAGACACAACCCCAUGAAGCCGCCAGCAGCUUCACGCUCACCUUCAUCCACCCACUCGCCCGAUGCCAUCAUGAAACUAGAACCAAGCCAGCCGUUGGUGAGACCAAAUACCAACUGAACAAUGAAGAGAUAAAAGAAAUCACUCGAAACAAUGGCACCACGUCCGUCAAUAUUACAAAGCAAGUAUAGCGGGAGUAUACCAAAACGGAUAAUAGAGAGAACAAAAAGAGCAAAGGGGCGGUGCCGUAGGGAGAAAGGUAAUAUCGUGGCCACACGACCACCCAAGUCACCCAAAUUCCAAAAGAAGAAUCCAAGAGGAAUAAAGGCGGAAGGCUGGUAGAGAGCACCGGAGUUUUCUUUCACGGAAUGGAUCUUCGCGGUGAAAACGGGCAUGAACAUUGUUGCAAUGAAAGUGAGUGCCACACCAAUGGCAAGCCAGUGAAGUUUAGUGAAGAGCCUCCAAAGGGAUGUGACCUUGCGAGCGGCACGUUCGGCCUCUUCAAUGCUGUGCAUGGACUCAUUCAUUUGCUCAACCAUGCGGUUCUCAAUGAUAUGGUUAUGGCGGCGAACCAAUGGGACGAAGGACAGCAAAGCAGCAACUGACACGACCACGGCGGUGAGGAAAUAGACAAAAGCUGAUGUCUGUCCAUCUUCAGGAGAUGGCUCUUUGAUAGAAGUGUUCUGGUCCUUCUCGGGGGGGAAGACAAGCACGGUAAAAACUUGCGCGACCGGGGGGAGGACACCGGCAAUGCCCUGUCCAGCCAUGAUGGCUUGCAUAUAUUCUGGGCGUCCGAAACUGGCUGCAAAAGCAAAGGCUCCAUUCUGAAUGAGACCAGCUGCCCAGGCAGCAGCAGCGACUGUAGCAAGCAGAAACACGAGAUAUAGAGUCGGCGACGCGCUUAGUCCGAUGACUGUAGAAGCAGUCAGGAGACUGAAAGUGAAAACAUUGAUAACAAGUGCCAGGUUGAUUCGAAAAGGGUACGAUGCUGAGUACUGUAUACUAGUGAGAACAAGCAUCGCGCCGAGGUUGGUAACAGUAGAGACGGUCAAGAUCGCAGACUGAAAGUUAGACUGAAUCCAAGCAUCGCCGGCAAAGCGAGCUGUGAAGUAUGG
Messenger RNA from Fusarium odoratissimum NRRL 54006, 6214 nucleotides. RefSeq lists its product as uncharacterized. The transcript has 3 exons. Lineage: Eukaryota; Fungi; Ascomycota; Sordariomycetes; Hypocreales; Nectriaceae. The coding region runs from base 3198 to 4598 and encodes 466 amino acids. The record is from RefSeq and is a predicted model, not a curated record. Gene Ontology annotation, molecular function: inositol-1,3,4,5,6-pentakisphosphate 2-kinase activity; ATP binding. Gene Ontology annotation, cellular component: nucleus. Gene Ontology annotation, biological process: inositol phosphate biosynthetic process.